CUGUUUUUAACAUUUUUUCUUAUUCGGACAUUACCCGAAUUUCCCGUCAAACCUAUUCCCCUCCGAUUCCGCCUGAGCGGCAGAGAAAAAAUGGCGUCCUCUGUAAGAAACCUCCGUCAAGAGCCUGAACUUCCGUCGACCAACGCCGGAGAAAGCUACGACGACGACGACGAUCUUCCAGUGCUGAGCUCUCAUGCUCUGGAGGCGCUCAAGGAGUUCAUCGCCGAGCAGAGCCGGGAUCUCGCCGCCGCGGACGAUGCGGAGGAUGUGGCGCUGGUGGCGGAGGACUGGCGGCUCAGCCAGUUCUGGUACGACCGCCGCACGGCGGAGACUGUUGCCGCCGAAGUUGCCGCCCUCUGCGAGACACUCUCUUCGCCACGCGUCUCGUGCAUUGCCUGUCCCACGCUGUACGCGUAUUUCAAGAAAAUUGCUCCAGGAGUGCCAGCUCAGCUUCUUGAGUAUGAUAAAAGGUUUGAGCAAUACGGUACUGAGUUCACUUUCUAUGAUUAUAACCGACCUGAGGAUCUUCCAUCACCAUUGAAGCACUCGUUUCCAAUAAUAGUUGCAGAUCCUCCUUACCUGAGCCAGGAGUGCUUGGAAAAGACAGCCGAAACAAUUAGAUUUCUGUCGAGUCCCGGAGAAUCUUACAUACUAUUACUUACAGGUGAGGUGCAAAAGGAUUUGGCUGCAGAGGUUUUAGGCUUGCGGCCGUGUGGUUUUCGGCCUCAGCAUUCGAGCAAACUUGGCAACGAGUUUCGGCUUUUCACCAGUUAUAAUCCCGGGUCAAGGCUCGGUGGGUGGGAAAACGAAUUAUCGUCAUCUUAAAAUUUAUGUACUUUGCCUGAAUUUUCCGAGAAUUCGAUCAAACUAAUGACUUGCUAAGUAUAUUUCUGCUUUACAGAACAAAUUGUAGCACUAGCCUCCAUUUAGUUUUUGGAGAUACUAGAAGUUUUCUGUAGUCCUUUUGUAUUAAUUUCUUGACACAAUUUGGAGAUGUUUGUUUGCUUUGUGUGCCAUUGAAAAGCUGUGAGGAAUUUAGAAAUUUACAGAUUCAUCUGUGGUUUUAUGUAUUUGAUUGAACGUGGUUUUAUUUGUGGAGUUUAGUUAGUCCAAUUGUAUAUUUUAAUUGUUAGUGAGUUUGAAUGUUAAUCAAACUCAGGUGAUG
Messenger RNA from Striga asiatica, 1165 nucleotides. The record is from the annotation of a GenBank genome assembly. Lineage: Eukaryota; Viridiplantae; Streptophyta; Magnoliopsida; Lamiales; Orobanchaceae.